This is a messenger RNA of Anneissia japonica, 3367 nucleotides long. RefSeq names its product centromere-associated protein E-like. Lineage: Eukaryota; Metazoa; Echinodermata; Crinoidea; Comatulida; Comatulidae. The record is from RefSeq and is a predicted model, not a curated record. Bases 77 to 3367 code for a protein of 1096 amino acids. The transcript has 19 exons.
AAAUAAUGCGCGAGAAGUAAUUUACUGGCAGAAAGUUUGGUACCCAAUGGUCUUGAGCUCAAGAAGUUGAUGAAAGAUGGCUGAAGCUGUAGAUGAUUUGUUAGGCCUCCCUCUUGAUGACCUGCCUAAACCCUUGCCUAGAGCACUGCCUAAACCACUACCUUUAGGCCCAGUGCCAAUGUUCGGCAGGGCCGUUCUGCCUAACAUUUCCAAAAACAAGGGGAAUAUAUCUGCCCCUUCUUCGUUUAAAACUGCUUUGCCUAGCAUUCCUAAAAACAAGGGUAUAAAAUCUGCUUCCACUACGCCACUGAAUGUAGCUAUGCCUGCCGUACAUAAGGACGUCUCAAGUGAUGAGGGUAUCAUGCCACCUGUGCCAGAUGUUAUGCUGUGCAAAGAAUCUAUUGGUGAACUUGGACUUGCGGAAUCUAAGAAGAGCCUCUGUCACAUACCUGAAAGUGAAGAAAGAGGGAAGGCUGAUUAUAAUGACUUUGGUGACUUUGACUUGUCAUUGGAAUCACCAUCUGCCAAAGAUGCAUCACUCAUUGUGAAAGAUGGAACCAGAGUUGAGAAGACAGCUACUGUCACUUGCUUACCACAGCAAAACAAAUUGGACCCAAUAUUAAUCUCACCAUUGAAGGAACCACCUCCUCCAACCAAUACAAUCAAAGAAAAGGAACCUUCAGAAAAGGAGGAAGAGCAGAAAUCUCUCCUAGCAAAUGAGGAAAUAUUUUUGCUGAAGCGGAAAGUUCAAGACCUGGAGACUGAUCAAACCCAGAUGGACUUGUAUAUUAAGAAGAUAAAUGUUGAACUGGGCGACAUGGAAGACGAACUUGGUGUACUGUCAAACGAAAAGGAGGAGCUCUCCAAGAAAGCUGAUAACUAUGCUCAGAUCAUCAAAGAGAAGAACACCACUAUCAAAGAGAAAGAUGGCAACAUCUUGUCAUUGAAGGAUGAACUUAAGCAACAACUGGGAGACAUUGAGCAUCUCAAACAAGAGAACGUUGGCUUGCUCAAUGAGGUUGCCUCCUUGGUGUCUGCUCUAUCUGAGCAGAAGACUGCAACUGAGGAACUAAAACAUGAGAAAACCAACCUUAAGAAGCUUUACAAUGAGUCCGAAGCUACCAACACACAGCAAAAGAUUGCUAUAGAUAACAUUCAGACAAUGAUGUAUGGAUACAUUGAUGAGAAAACUGAGUUGAAGAAACAACUUGAAGAGCUUAAACUCAGGGAGAAGGAAAGCCAGGCUGCUGGAACCAUUCCUGACAAGGAUGUUGCCAAAAUGGAACAGCAAAUCCAAGAAUUGGAAGCUGAGAAAAAAUGCUUCAAAGAGCGUCUUGAUAAUAAAGACAGAAUGGCUGCAAACCUUGAGAAAGAAAAGCAAAGCCAAGUAACCAAGAUGAAGAACAAGAUCCAAGAGCUAGAGGCAAAGAACAAGAGCUUCCAAGUACUCUUAGACACUAAAGAGGAGUUAGCUGAAGUGCAGAAAGAGGAUAGAAAGAGGCAAGUAGCAGAAAUGGAGAAGAAAAUCAGUGACUUAGAAGCAAAGAACACCUCAUUCCAAGACCUUCUGGAUGCCAAGGAGAAUUUGGCUGCAGAGUUAAAUGAGAAGGAAAGGUAUGUUGGUGAAAUGGAGACAAAGUUAGAAGCAGAAAUUGCUAGCUGCAAACAACUCCUGAACACCAAGGAUAGCAUGAUUUCUGAUCUUCAGAAUCAAAAGGAUAGAAAAUGCCAAGCCUUGAACAGUACCAUUGAUGAUCUUCAGGAGGAGAAUGUCACCCUCAAGAUAUCUGAGGCAGAUUGGCAGAAAAAAUGCCAACAUCUUGAAUCCCUUUUGAAAACGGAGAAGAAUGCAAGUGAUGUCAAUGGGGCAUACAAUGUCAAAAAAAUUCAGGACUUGGAAUGCAAAGUAAUGGAGUUGAGUAGAGAAAACCAUGCCCUCUUAGAUGAAAAAUUAAAAUCUGGUGUCAGCAUGGACAAGGCAAAGCCUAGCAUGGAAUCACACAUGAUCACUGACACUAAUCUUCAUUCUGAUGUGCAACCUCCUGUGGAACUUGGGCAGGGAGCUCUUAAGAGAGUUAAGAAUGGAAAUGGCUCAGCUCAGAAGCUGGAAGAGACUAUGAAGAUGAUGUUCUUGAAACAAACCAAUCAACUCACCUCCUUACAACAUCAACUACUAGAGACUAAGAAAGAGGUUAAAGAUGUCAAGGAACAUCUUCACGAGGGAGAAGGAGCUAGAAAGGUUGUAGGUGGCAAGAAGAGCCAACAGCUUGCUCAUCCAGAACUGACUGCAAAGGUUGUCUUUCUUGAGCUGGAGAAUGGCAGAUUGAUCAGUAAGAUUGCUGAUCUACAACAGGCUGAUACCAAAUCCACUGUCCACAGAUUGGAGCAGAAAAACAAGUUCAGUAGAGAAAUGGACAGACUAACAGAACAAAACCAGAAGUUUUGUAAGGAAAUAGACGAACUAACAGAAAAGAACAAACAGCUCUGUAUGGAAAAGGAUCAGAUAAUGGAACAGAACAACAAGUUCCGUAAAGAUGCAGAGGAAAACUCUGCUGUUCUCUUGGAUUUUGAAAACACUAUUGAAAAAAUAAAGAACCAACACCAGAAGGAGAAAAACUUUAUCAAAGAAGUCAACCAAGAGUAUAAGGUGAGAAUGCAGAAAAUGAUGGUAGCUUUAAAGGACGAUCUUCACCAGAUAAAGACGGACAUUGCGGCAGGUAAGAUCACUGUCAGGCACAUUACUGAACUGGAGACUGAUUUGAUAAUGUCCGAUAAAACCAUCAAAACGCUGAAAACAGACCUUUCGCUGAAGAACUGCACAUACAGCCAGCUGCGUGGGGAGGAAGCCACAGCAGGUGUUGUCAGCUGGCGUCAAAGGAAUAUGGCCCUCACAAGAGAUUUGCUCACUGCUAGAAAAGAGCUUGAACAACUAAGAAAAGAGAAACAAGACUUACAAGAGGAGCUACACAAGGUUGACAACAAGAGGAUGACAAUAAAAAAGAACAUGGAUCUGGUAAAUGAAACCAGGUUAAAGAGGUUAGAGAAUUCUUUAAAGAUCAAACAACUUAAGAAGGAUCUAAAUGGUACAAGAAGACAGAUGAGAACUUCUCUAUCAAAACUAGGAUGUAAUAACCAAGAUGCCAUGAAAACAGAACAGAAUUUUACAAAUGACAUUAAGAUCAAAUUAGGUGCAUACAAGAUGGAUGUAAAAACCUUACAAGGACAGUUAAACCAACAAAAUGAGAUUGCAAACAAGAAAGGAGUAAUCUUUACGAAGGAUCCCAGCCAGGGGGCUGAUGACCAAUCAGAAAACCAAAUCCAGCACACAGAUGACGAGAGUACAGACGACACCAAUGAGUCACUGUGA